AUGCCAGCGCCCAAGAACAAAAAGUCCUUGAAGCAAGGGAGCUUGUUUUCCUUCUUUUCCGCAGCUCCAGGUGGUGCCAAGAAGGCUACACCGAAAAAGCAGUCCACUCAAACCAAGAGCACGUCCAGCAAGGCAAACAACAACAACGACAACAACAGCAACAAGAAGGAAACCAAGAGCAAAAACACGAAGCCAAAAACCAAACCAUCAAGUACGGACUCCGCGUCUCCAGUCGCCGUCUCUCCCAGCGAUGCCCAACCACAAUCACAAAAGUCCAAUGCGGCUCGCCAAGCAACCUCGCCGCAAAAGAAAACCCGCAACACCUUGUGGCAACAAGUCCAAGUCGGACACACCCUUCUCGUUUUCUGGCCCAAUGACAAGCAAUAUUACAAGGCGGUCGUCAAGUCUUGCCACGGAAAGUCUAGGUUUACUUUGGAAUACGAGGAUGGCGAAGUUGAGCAACUCGACUUGUCCACGGAACAAUUCAAAUUCUUGAGCAAAACUGUUCCAUCGAACAAGAAUAGUAACAGCAAAAAGCGGUUGCAAAUUGAUGAUGAUGAUGACGAUGAAGAAGAAAUGGAAUGGGACGAUGAACAAGAGGAAGAGGAGGACGAUGAUGGAUCCGUAUACGAAGCCAAGGACCAAGAGGAAGAUGAUGACGAAGAGGAAGCGGAUCAGUGGAUGGUAACAGACAAUGAAGACAACGAUUACAAUGAUAAUGAGGGGGAGGAGGAGCCACUAGCAGAUCGGCCCAAGAAGAAGCGCAAGACGACGAAGGCAGCCUUGAAGGUGACGACUCAUCGUACAUCUUCUUCUUCUUCUCACACACCCACAAGCAAGGCCAGCAUUGCUACCAAAACUCCUCCCAAGAGUGCUUCUUCGUCCUCUUCGUCUACCUUUUUCAAGCCGGGAUCCCUGCAGCAGUUUGCCAAUACAGUCUCGCCUUUGACGACUCAUACUACUCCCACUCGACCAGCUAUCGCGCCACGCAAACUGGCGUCGACCACUCCGCCAAAGUCAUCGAGCAGUACUACUUCAAAAGCAGCAGGCAAUAACACCAACAAAACCAAAGCCUUGCCCUUUCAAAAGGGCGUUGUCAAUCCAAGAGGCGCCCAUGUUCACAAUCAUUUGCAAUUUGUACAAAAUCCAAGGGACAGCAUGAAUCGAGGUCAAGAUGAUCCGGACUAUGACCCUCGAACCCUCAAAGUGGACGAGAACGAAUGGAAUCGGGUCUACGAUGGCAAAAUGACCAAUGCGGUCAAGCAAUGGUGGGAGCUCAAGUCGAGGUACUUUGAUACAGUCUUACUCUUCAAGACGGGCAAAUUCUACGAAAUGUUCCACAUGGAUGCGGACAUUGGCGUCGAAGUCUGUGGGUUCAUUUACAUGAAGGGUCAUGUGGCCCAUUCGGGAUUUCCCGAAAUUUCCUAUGGUCAAAUGGCCGACAAGUUGGUACGAGCGGGAUACAAGGUGGCCCGAGUGGAACAAACGGAAACUCCCGAAGCCUUGAAAGUCCGCAAGGCCAAUACGCCCAAGGGGCAAUCCAAACCACAAGUGGUGAAUCGAGAAGUUUGUUCCAUUUUGACUUUAGGUACUCGAACCUUUUGUUGUCUGGACGAUGUCAAUGCGCUGGCCAAUUCAGAAACGAAUGGAUCUGGAGUGGGGCCAUUGCUGGCCAUUCAAGAAACACUACUGGAACAACAAGAUGGUGAGAGUACCAUGCAAGAUAGUGAAGAAGAUAAUGAUGAUGAAGUCAAGCCAGUCUGUGAAUAUGGAAUUACCUUGGUGGAUGCCGUCAAUGGAGCCGUCACCAUUGGUCAAUUUGCGGACGAUGUAUUGCGAUCGAGAAUGAGCACCCUCUUGACUUCCUUUGCGCCCAGUGAGAUCUUGCUGUCCAAGCAAGCCUCUCCCACUCUCAAGUCGCAAAUCAAGGUGUACCAGACCAACUCUAGGAAUGGUACCCGAGUUGAAGUGAUUGCGGAUACGGAAAGUUUUCCUCAGUCGACUGCCUUGGAACACAAGCAUCGUGCCAUGUUGCAACGCAAGACGUCUCAUAUACAUCCUUGGGAUAUAGAAGAAACCAUGGCGGAGCUCCAUCGUCGUGGAUACUAUCCUCGAGGAUCCAAACAUGACAAGCUGAAUACUAGUCGGUGGCCAAAAAUGUUGCAAGCGGCCAUUGAUGGUAAGGCACAACUAUUGCUCCAAAGUUUUGGAGCCAUUCUCUUUUAUUUACAGCGCAACUUGAUUGAUCAAGAAAUCUUGAGUAUGGGAAUUGUCAAGGCCUACCUUCCGCCACCAUCGUCUUGCAUUAAUCAGCAAGAUCAAACGGCAGAAGCCGUAUUGCAACAACAUGAAGAGGAUGAACCUAUGGCUAAUACUGCUACUGCUGCCACAUCCGCAACACCAGUUUCAAUGUCUCAAUCUCCAGGACAAGCGGCAGUUUCGCCUUUGGGCAGCAUUGAACCAGUCCAAAAUGCGGAAGGCAGCAUCAAGAACAUGUCUUUAGAUGGAACCACUUUGCACAAUUUGGAAAUUCUGACCAAUGCGGUGGAUCACAAAGCGACAGGGUCCCUUUGGAGCAAGAUCAACUACACCAAGACGCCACAUGGUGCACGAUUGCUGCGGGCAUGGUUGCUGCGACCACUCUUUCAAAAGGGGGACAUUGAGCGACGUGCAGAUGCCGUUCAAGAAUUGGUGGCGGGUGCUGGAGCUGUGGCCUUGAAUGAAGCUCGUCAGAACAUUUUGAGCAAGAUUGGAGAUUUGGAUCGUCUGUUGAGUCGAUUGCACAGUAUGAGUGGCCCAACGGACCACAGCAACGAAAAUGCAGAAGCCUAUCAUCCCGGUGAACGAGCUGUCUUGUACGAAAGUGCUACGUACAACAAGCGCAAAGUCGGCGACUUUUCCAAGCUGUUGAACGGUUUGCGACGAGCUUGUCAAAUUCCAGAGCUCUUUGCGGAUCUGGAGCUACAAGAAGGUGGUCAAUUGAAGAAGAUUGUGAGACAAACUUCGGAUGGAGGUUUCUUCCCUUGUAUGGUAGAUGAAAUCGACUGGUACUUUGACAACUUUGAUUGUGAAAAGGCGGCCAAAGGUGAUUUCGAACCAGCUCGAGGAUGUGAUCAGGCCUACGAUGAAGCUUGCGAUACCAUCGAACGCAUCAAGGCCGAACUCGACGAUCACAAGCGAGAAAUGUGUGCCGAGCUCAGACAGAAUACAAAACAUUACUGGAAGUACGUCAACGUCAAGCCGGAUUCGAAAGACAAGUACUUGAUUGAAUUGCCAGCAGAUGUCAACGUCCCGGGCGAUUUUCAGGUCAAGGGAAAACGAGGAAAGGGUGCCAAGCAAAUCAACAAGUACCGCACUAGCUUUGUAGCUGGCCUGGUGCACGAGUUGGAACGAGCCUUUGAAGUGCAAAAGGAUCGGAAAGCGAAGGGAAUGCAAUUGAUUUUUGCUCGAUUCAACAAGCAACGCAGUCUCUGGGCAGCUGCAGCUCAGACCACCGCCAUGCUGGAUGCACUUGGUUCUUUGGCCAAGACGGCUGGAAAGGCUGGUUUCUGUCGACCAACCAUUCUCGAUUGCAGUCCGAAUGAAGAACCUACUAUCAAUAUUGUCCAAGGAAGACACCCCUGUGUGGAAUCAAGCAUCAACUCGGAUGAUUUCAUUCCAAAUGAUCUUACUCUUGGACGCAAGAGUAAUUCAGAAAGGCUAUUGCUCUUAAGUGGUCCAAAUAUGGGAGGAAAAAGUACCUUGCUUCGACAAACUUGUUUGAUUGCAAUCCUCGCUCAGAUUGGAAGUUUUGUCCCGGCGGAAUCUUGUGAGCUCACCCCAAUUGACUGCAUUUUCACUCGAUUGGGAGCCUCCGAUCGAAUCCUCUUGGGCCAGUCGACCUUCUUUGUCGAACUUGCCGAAACAGCUUCAGCCCUCCGUGGAGCAACUCGACGCAGCCUUGUCAUUAUGGACGAGCUAGGUCGCGGAACGUCCACCUUCGACGGUACCGCUAUUGCAGGAGCAACAGUCAAGCACUUGGUGGAACGCAGUCAAUGCUUGAGUUUGUUUGCGACCCAUUACCACUCCCUACUCAAUGAGUGGGAACAUGAACCAAAGGUCCGACUCGGUCACAUGGAAUGCAUGGUGGAAGAUGGAGAAGAAGAUGCUCCUGAUGACAGUCGGGUCACCUUCUUGUACACACUUGGACCUGGAACUUGUCCCAAGUCCUUUGGUAUCAACGUUGCUCGGCUUGCAGGUCUACCCCAACAAGUUCUCGUCAAUGCCAAGCGGGUCAGUGAAGAGUUCGAAGCCGAAAUGAACGAUCGUCAUCAAAAGAAACCUCGUAUUAGCUCUGAAGCCGCCGUCGAUUUCAAACAGAAGAUUACAGAUGCCAUUCAGUCUCAAGAUUGGGACAGUCUCCGAGCACUACAAAACGAAUUGAAAGCCUCUGCAUGA
This is a messenger RNA of Cylindrotheca closterium, 4437 nucleotides long. The record is from the annotation of a GenBank genome assembly. NCBI's taxonomy places the organism in Eukaryota, Bacillariophyta, Bacillariophyceae, Bacillariales, Bacillariaceae.